UCCAUGUUCCAUCCAUAAGCCCCUGCUCUUCCAAGACCAAUUCGAGACCCCUCAGCUUCCAUCCCUUCCCUCCACAAAGAGAGCAACAGGACAUGGCAGCGAAGAGGCUCCGCGAUGACUCCGAUCAAGGGUCUGACCCAUCGCAGAACAAGCGGAUGCGAAGCGUACCUUCGUUCUCGACGGUGAUUAGAGAGGCUAUGAUGGCGAAAUCUCUACAGAACUUCUUCUUUGUCUUGGAACCAUUGCUUCGCAAAGUGGUGCAAGAGGAGGUCGAGCAAGGAGUAAUUCGCAGCAUCCACUCAUUUCAGAGGUCUAUCCCGACUCAGAUUGAAGCAGCAGAAUCAUCAAGCUUGAAGCUUGCAUUCAAGCAGCAACCUUCACUCCCCAUAUUCACUGGCAGCAAGAUAAUGGACAUUGAGAAUAACCCACUCCAGAUCAUCAUCGUAGAUGUAGCUAACGGAGAGGUUCCUUUAUCCUCAUUACCAUCAGCUGUCAAAGUAGAAAUACUAGUCUUAGAUGGAGAUUUUCCUUCGGGAGAUGGAAAUGAGUGGACCAGCGCAGGAUUCCAGAAAAAGAUCGUGAGGGAGAGGACCGGGAAGAGGCCAUUGCUCACAGGGGAUGUCAAUGUUACACUGAGAGAUGGCACUGCUUACAUCUCUGAUAUCUCCUUCACUGAUAAUUCUAGUUGGAUAAGAAGUCGACACUUCAGGAUUGGUGCCAGAGUCGUGCCGAAGGGCUACAAUGGUCCAAGCAUUAAAGAAGCCAUGACCGAGCCCUUCAUGGUCAAGGAUCACAGAGGAGAAUUGUACAGGAAACAUUAUCCCCCAGCUCUUUGGGACGAGGUAUGGCGACUAGAGAGGAUAGGGAAGGAUGGGGCGUUCCACAGAAAGCUGUCGGCAGAGAGCAUCAACACGGUCCAGGACUUCUUGAAGCUGUGCGCCGUCGAACCUGAUCGUCUCCGCAGUAUAUUGGGAGUGGGGAUGUCGGAUCGCAUGUGGGAAGGAACAGUUGCUCAUGCAAAGACCUGCAUCAUCGGAGACAAGCUUUACCUACACCGAGGACCACAAUGGAGCCUUGUCUUAAACCCUAUAUGUGAAGUGGUGUCGAUUGUGACUGGUAGCAUGACCUGCACAGUGCAAGAGCUAAGCAGACCUCAGAUGGCCUAUGUGCAGCAUCUGGUUGAAGAAGCAUAUCGAAACUGGGACAACUUGGAAGAGACUGAUGGAUUGCUUCAUCCGAGCGUUGUUUUGCCACAAAAUUUGGGGAUGCAACAGCAAUGUGAGAUGGAUACAUCGCUUUGGUAUUCCGUUCAUCAAGAGAAUGCAAUAGAUUACAGAGUUGGAGGAUACGAUAUCGUCAGCUCUGUGCAGCCUUUCUACGACUGAAACCAAACGACAACCCAUAAAGUCUAGUCUCGAUGUAAAUUAAGCUUAGAAAUCAUAGCAUCUAUUGUUAGGUACGAAUCGGGUGCCCUGAUUGCUUGCUUGUUGACGAUGAUACAGAACGUAGCAAGCGACAAGAGGCGUACGUACGUAUACGGAUUCUUUGGUUGUUCUUCUACUGUAACUCACUUUUCUUUGAAGAUUGUAAGUCUGUUUGUUUGAGGAGGCGGGGUGGAGUAAAGACUGAUGACGUUCACAAACAUGUGGGCGUCCGGUCUAUUCCUAACGACAGUCCCUCGUUUGUACAAAUGAUCAUCAUAUUAGGAAAAAGGUUGGUCCAAAAAUGAUCACGUUUCUCUUGAGUUGCA
Messenger RNA from Musa acuminata AAA Group (dessert banana), 1750 nucleotides. Its product is annotated as protein SAR DEFICIENT 1-like. Gene Ontology annotation, molecular function: sequence-specific DNA binding; calmodulin binding; DNA-binding transcription factor activity. Gene Ontology annotation, cellular component: nucleus. NCBI's taxonomy places the organism in Eukaryota, Viridiplantae, Streptophyta, Magnoliopsida, Zingiberales, Musaceae. The transcript has 8 exons. The coding region runs from base 93 to 1385 and encodes 430 amino acids. The record is from RefSeq and is a predicted model, not a curated record. Gene Ontology annotation, biological process: regulation of salicylic acid biosynthetic process.